CCAGCCAAUCAGAGGCAAGCGGAAAGGACGGGUGUCUGAGCGACGCCAUCUUGUAAGCGAAGGGCAUUGAAUGGUUAUUAUCGGGAAGAGAAAGCGGCUAAUAACUGCAGUGAUGGCAGGGCACGAUGCUGGCUCACAACACCAAUUCACAGGGUUUCAGAAAUACUUCAAUUCCUUCACCAUUACAGGCAGAAGAAAUUAUGUGUUAGCUACAUAUGGAAGCAUUGCAAUGCUCAUCCUGUAUUUCAAACUAAGGCCUAAGAAACAACCUCCAGCUGUCACACAGAAAUAAGAUGGUUGUUGGCAUGUUGACCUGGACCCUCCAUGUUAUACAGCUAGUAGAAAUGGAUGUACACUUCAAUAAAUCAUGAACAGUGA
Molecule: messenger RNA, 378 nt
Organism: Rhineura floridana
Lineage: Eukaryota; Metazoa; Chordata; Lepidosauria; Squamata; Rhineuridae
Gene: ATP5MK
Product: ATP synthase membrane subunit k
Exons: 4
Coding region: 71-292 (73 amino acids)
Source: RefSeq, a predicted model, not a curated record